Messenger RNA from Trifolium pratense (red clover), 1842 nucleotides. Its product is annotated as ATP-dependent DNA helicase PIF1-like. Gene Ontology annotation, molecular function: DNA helicase activity; ATP binding. Bases 1 to 1842 code for a protein of 613 amino acids. The record is from RefSeq and is a predicted model, not a curated record. The transcript is spliced from 3 exons. NCBI's taxonomy places the organism in Eukaryota, Viridiplantae, Streptophyta, Magnoliopsida, Fabales, Fabaceae. Gene Ontology annotation, biological process: DNA repair; telomere maintenance.
AUGACUAAUCCUUUCGAUGUUUGGAACUGUACUUGGAAAAUACUGUCCGAUGGAAUUCUUUACAAUAAAAGAAGAGAACUCAAUCUUCCAGAUUUACAAAUUUGUGAUGAUGAUUUGAAGAAUCUCUGUCUCAUUGAGAUUGCAAAACUGUUGACUGAAAAUGGAAGGACAUUAAAUGAUUACCCGUCUAUGCCUACCCCUGUAGUUGACGAUGUCAAUACCUUUGAUAACAAACUUAUAGCCGAUGAACUUAACUAUGAUAAAGUUCAAUUAGCUGCUCUUCAUGAAAGUUUGGUUCACAAGUUAACCGAAGAGCAACAUAGUGUCUAUCAACAAAUAAUGACAUCCGUGUUAUCUGGCCAUGGUCAAUUCUUCUUUUUAUAUGGUUACGGUGGUACUGGCAAGACUUUCUUAUGGAAAACACUUUCAGCCGGUCUAAGAUCUAAAGGAGAGAUUGUAAUCAAUGUUGCUUCGAGCGGAAUAGCUUCUUUAUUGCUUCCUAAUGGGAAAACCGCUCAUUCAACUUUUUGCAUCCCAUUGGAAAUAAAUGAAACAUCUACUUGCAACAUUAAACAAAAUUGUUUUAGAGCAGAACUAUUAAGAGCGGCCAGCCUAUUCAUAUGGGAUGAAGCUCCUAUGAUGAAUAGACACUGCUUUGAAGCAUUUGAUCGUACAAUGAAGGACUUGAUGGGAAAGGUAGACAAAAAAAACAGAGACAAGCCAUUUGGUGGAAAAGUUGUUGUCUUAGGUGGAGACUUUAGACAGAUAUUGCCAGUAAUUAGGAAAGGAUCAAGAAACGAAGUUGUUAGGGCAACAAUUAGCUCAUCAAAGUUAUGGAAGCAUUGCAAAGUUUUGAAAUUGACCAAAAAUAUGAGGUUGAAAGGUGACUGUACUGACAAGUCACAAACUGAACUCAGAGAAUUUGCUGAUUGGAUGUUGAAAAUUGGAGAUGGCUUAUUAGAUGGAGAUGAAAAUGGAGAGGCUGAAAUUCAAAUUCCGGAAGAAUUAUGUGUUCUGAAUAAUGACAAGCCUUUGCUUUCUUUAGUUGACUUUGUUUACCCUAAUAUUGUUAACGAUAUUGGGAAAAAUAAUUUCUUUCAGGAUGAAGCAAUUCUUGCUCCAACAUUGGAGAUUGUUAAGGAGGUCAACGAUUUUGUGCUAUCUAUGAUUCCAGGUGAAUCAAAAGAUUUUUUAAGCUGUGAUACACCAUGUAAAUCUGAUGAGGAUAAUGACGUUCAAGGCGACUGGUUUACAUCUGAAUUUUUAAAUGAUAUCCAAUGUUCUGGGAUACCGAAUCAUCGGCUAACACUUAAAGAGGGUGUUCCUGUUAUGCUGCUACGCAAUAUUGAUCAAGCCAGGGGCUUAUGUAAUGGUACCAGAUUACAGGUCAAGGAAUUGGGCAAGAAUGUUAUAACAGCUGUUGUUAUCAAUGGAACAAAUGACGGUGAAGUUGUCUAUAUUCCAAGAAUGGACUUAGUUCCUUCAGAUUCUGGACUUCCGUUCAAGUUUUGUCGCCGCCAAUUUCCCAUAUGCUUGUGUUUUGCAAUGACCAUCAACAAGAGUCAAGGACAAUCUCUCUCCAAGGUUGCAGUUUAUUUACCUCGACCAGUUUUUACACAUGGUCAAUUGUACGUAGCAGUUUCAAGAGUGACAACAAAAAAAGGCUUGAGGUUUCUUAUAUUAGAUGAAGAUCGCAACACCUGCACGACGACAACAAAUGUCGUCUUUCCUGAAAUUUUUGAGAAUUUAAAGGUUCAUAACAUAUUUAAUAUGUUGUUUUUUGAUGGUGCAUUUUUUGGGUUGGAAUCACUGCUUCCUAAUGUAGUUAUUUUCUUUAGUUAG